AAUUAGACUUGGUGCGCGCGCCACCCGCUUCACCGUUUUAAAACCCCGACAGAGAGAGAGAGAGAAAAAAACCACCUUUCCCUCAGGCGGUGCGGCGCUGGCACCACCGCUCCGCAGCCAGGCCCAAACCCCUGUUCAGCAGCUCCCCCCAGCCCCCACCAACCAACCCCCGGCUCUGGUUGUCAGGCCCGGGCGAGAGACGUUCAACACCCGCUGGUGUGUAAACUGAGAGUUUAUCGCCGAUAACACGAGGCGGCUGCGGCCUCUUCACCUCCCCCUUCAAUUACCCCGCAGCUGGGCUUCCUUUUUAGUUUUUAUUUUAAUUAUCUUUUUUUACAUUGGUUGUUGGUGGUGUUUGUUAGGAAUUGGGAAUGGACAUCGUGUCGACCUUGGGGCUAACUAAUUUCGUCAUGCAGUUUUCCCGGAUUUCCAUGUACCCUUUCUUUGACAUGGCUCACUAUACCCUGUCCAUCAUGAAGCUCAAGGAGCAGCCAGUUCCCACCUGGCUCAACAGGCGAGGGCGAGAUCUGUAGCCCGGAUCUAAAACUGGGGAGCAGUAGAUGUAGCACAUCGCAGUCCAAUUGCAUGUUGGUUCAGUGGUAUGCUUUGCUGCUUUGGUGGAGCAAUUCUGGCAUCCGUGCUUCUUGGUGAACCUCCCGUUGAACCUUUCACAAACAACAGAAAUAUAAUACUGGCUUCCGUAAUUUGGUAUUUGAUAUUCUACUGUCCAUACGACAAGUUCUACAAAUGCUGCAAUUUUUUGCCAUCUAAGUUAUUUAUAGCUGGUAUGAAAGAAGUAACAAGAGCCCGCAAAAUUAUUGGUGGUGUAAUAGAUGCACACAGUCGCUACAGAAAUGGCUGGCUUGCCGUGAUUGCUGUUGGAUGGGCUAAAGGUGCUGGUUCUGGGCUGAUAGCUAACUUUGAACAACUAGUACGAGGUAUCUGGAUACCUGAAAGAAAUGAGUUGCUGAGAAUGUCCUAUGGAACAAAGGUAACUCUGAUAGGAGCUGUACUCUUUACUUUUCAACAGAUGAAUUAUCUGCCUAUUACCAGACACAACCUGAUCUUUUUGUACACUAUGUUUGUAGUUUCUACAGAGGUUGCAAUGGUGCUCUUUAACAUUCAUCAUUCCCCUUUUGCACCUAUGGAAGUUGCUUUGUACCAUAUGGCAUUUAGUUGGCAGUCCACUUCCACUGAACCAAGUUUUAAAACAGAAGCUUCUGAUAAAGGGGAAGCCCCGGGCACACAGUGCCCUGCCUCCUUGGGUGCAACUCCUGAAGAAAGUGAAAGUAUCAAAAAGAGGAGGACAAAGAAGGCCGAAUAAGAUACUCGUCAAGAAUUGCGGGAUCCACAAAGUUAUCUUUCUGUUCCAGUGAAAGCUUUUGGGUGAGGUUUGGAAUCUUGCAGCGCAAAUAGUCAUCUGCAUAAAAUAUGUACCGAGGUGCCACUGAAAAGCCCUGCAGAGUUCAAGUAGACAUAAAACAGACUAAAGUUAUUGGAAUAACAUAUUGACUGUUGUUAGCGCUGGUUUUACUUUUACAAUGUUACUAUGGGUUUAAGUGGGAAGUACUUUUGAAGCCUUUAGUGUAAAGAAAAAGUUGCUGUAAUUUAGUAUUUACAAGAUUAAACUAUUGUUUCAAAAAUUUAUGGUGAAUUUCUGGAAAUCCUAUGUAAUUAUUCCUGUUCUUAAAUCUUCUAAGUGCCAGAAAAUAUUGAAAUUGUCCAUUCUACAAAAUGCAAUGCUUCUUAAGCGAUGAACAGCUAAAUGAUUGGGUAAACAAACUUUUUUAAACUUUAGUAGUAAAGUGGCAGCCUAGUCCCAACUCUGAGGCCUGAAUUUGAGAACCAGUUCUGACAUUCUAGAUUCCUGUUGGCAGUCUGAACUAGAUUGCUGGUGAAAGAAGGUAAUACAGCUGGGGUUGACAUUGCUGCAUCACCUCUUCCGGAUAUUUUAUUAACUAGAAUAUUGGGAGAGGUACUGUUCCUGCUGCUGACUGGUGAAUGUGAAGGGAGGGUGGUGGUGGUGGUGCGGGGGGGAGUGGGUAACUUCAGACAGGUACUGACUUAUUUACUAAUACUUUCCUAUUCAGGUUAUGUAUUCAUAUUUAAGCAAUAUUUUUUAUAUGCUGUUCUUCCUGCUGUCAGCGGUUUGUUCAUUUGAUAUCCAAAGUGGACUGUCAGCCAUUGCAGUCCUGUUGAUUCAUGACCUUAUCCUUCCUUCCUUAAUUAAUUUGGAAAGAAACAAAAUAAUUUUAUGCAUAAUAUUUACAGUGUGGUCAAAUGGGCUUUUCUACACUGAUUUUCUUAUAGAGGAUCUAUUUUUGAUUUUGUAUGUUUGUGUAUCGAAUACGAAAUGGUUUUCUUUUGUUCCCAUACAAUUUGGCCUUUUCCACUUAACACUGAUGCUGAUUAAGUAUGUACUUUUUUGUGGCACGUUUCUUUCUUUGUUUGCUGUUUAAAGGUGUACCAUUUUACAAAUGUUUUGUGAACCUGAGGUUGUGUAUUUGCAAAAAACAAAACAAUGAUAGCAAAAUGAGGUAGACAAAAAUUACUUUAUUGUAUUUUCAGAUAGAUUUCUGGAAAAGUUCCACCCUAAACUAUGAUGCAAAAGAAUAUUUGAAUUUAUUCUCAAUACUUGAUUUAUUAUUCCAAUGUGAAAUAAUACCAAAUGGUUGCUUGCUCUACAUCAGAAUCCAGAAUGGGCUUAAAGCCACGUGUUACCAGGAGUCACCUCUUGCCUAAAUAAGCAAGAUAUUAACUGAAUGAUAGUUUGGACAAUCUCUGGUACAUAUUGGAGUGGGGGAUCUGUUGGAAAGUACUAUCACCAUUCUAUACACACCUGGUCAAUAACUUGAUCACUUUUAUAAAUUCUGGGUUAAAAGUGACUUGCAUGUAACAAUUUUCUUUGAUCCAUUUGCACUAAUUUUAAAAUAUGUGCAUUUUGAUAUGCAAAUAAAGUUCAACUUUCCUUUC
Molecule: messenger RNA, 2973 nt
Organism: Carcharodon carcharias (great white shark)
Lineage: Eukaryota; Metazoa; Chordata; Chondrichthyes; Lamniformes; Lamnidae
Product: trimeric intracellular cation channel type B-like
Exons: 7
Coding region: 602-1324 (240 amino acids)
Biological process (GO): potassium ion transmembrane transport
Cellular component (GO): membrane
Molecular function (GO): potassium channel activity; identical protein binding
Source: RefSeq, a predicted model, not a curated record